Messenger RNA from Brenthis ino (lesser marbled fritillary), 1833 nucleotides. The record is from the annotation of a GenBank genome assembly. Lineage: Eukaryota; Metazoa; Arthropoda; Insecta; Lepidoptera; Nymphalidae.
AUGGCUAAAUUAGUCGAUAUAUACAAUUGUGAGAAAGAACCAGUAAUUAAGAGGCGACAAUUGCCACUAACUAUAUAUGAAAACUUAACUAUGAUUAUGGAUCUAAAUACUAUGGGCCUUAUUUGUGACAGUCCACAAGUUAAAGGUCGCGAGUAUGAAGAAUUUAUGCGCAAAUACAGAAUCCUUACGACAGAUGAAUUAAAAUCGGCACUGAGGGUCGACGCUUCAGAUAUAUUUAACGUAUUAAAUCAAAGCAUUCCUUGUGUUGGCUGUCGAAGAAGUGUUGAACGACUUUUUUAUCAAUUAUGUAAAUCAGGACAUCCAACUUUAGAUCCUUUAAUUUUGACACCAGAUGAAAUUAUGACAAUAAAAGAAGAAAAAAUAACAAAUCCACAGGCACUUGCUACAUUAUUAAAUGGUCACAGUACUGGUAUAGAAUGUCUACUCCUAAGUCAACCGAGAUGGAAGAAGUCCCAGCGGUGUACACUCCAUUCCCUAGAAGCUGGUACAGCAAGAGGUUGGGGCGCCACCAGCUGCGGGUGGGGGUGGGGCGCGUGGGGCUGGGGCGGCCGCACGGCGUGGUGCGCCGCAUGGGACGCGAUGCGCACCUCUGCUAGAGAACAUGUCACACUAGUUCACUUCAACACACUACAUGAUACCCUACAUAAUUAUCUAAGGAAACACAGAUUUUGUGCAGAUUGUAAGACAAAGGUAUUAAGAGCUUAUCAAUUAUUAGUCGAAGAAAAGGAACCACAGAAGGAAAAAGGUUAUGUUGCUGCCUUAUAUGGAGGUAUCAAGAGAUGUUUGUUAGAUAAACAUUUACACUUGCAAGCAAAAACCGAUUACAUAGCACACCUCAUAGCUCGAGCCGAACCAGAAUUAUUUGGAAAUCAUAGAGAAAGGCAUGCCAAAACAUUAGAAAUUGCACAGGAAGAGGUAUUAAUAUGCCUUGGUAUAUGCAUAUACGAGCGGCUACAGCGUAUAUCGUUGAGACUCCGGGAGGAAGAAGGCACGUGUCAGGCUCUAGCCGCCAUCGGCGUAGAGGCUUUGUACAGGAAAUUUGAAACGGCAGUAGAAAUGAAAAGUGGUGUGUCCAAACUACAAAUGUUAUACGAUGAAAUAACGCAAGAGGAAACGACGAGACAGCAAAGAAAAGAACAGAAAAAAUUGAAAAAACGUAAGAAGAAGGAGCGUCAGGCCGUCGAAAGUAAAUGCAAGGAAGCUGACUCUGAAGAACCUGAAGAAAAGUGCCAAUGUGAAGAAUGCUUGCUAGAGGACCAAGACACGCCUACAAGUUUACUGUCCUCGCGGGAAUACAACCAAUGUUAUGAUACAAUUCAAUCCAAUGUUGUCAGCUGUCAAUCGUGCCAAGAAGAUUAUACAAGUUCUCCAAAGAAUGGCAAAAAAAGGGGUAAAAAUGGCAAAUUUUCACCAAACGAACACUCUCAAGACUGUGGUUAUUCUUCCGGUAAUAAUGUAUGCUGUGAAAUAAUGUCUGGGUCAUCUUCCCUUAUGAGCUCCCCAGAGGGUUCGGAAGUGGCCUGCUCUGAAGGAUUCUGCAACCACGAGAGAGGUGACUGUAUGGAAACAAAAAUUGAUAAAAUCUCUUGCACUGGUUUCACACUUUCUCUCCAAGAAAUGCUGGAUACAUGUUCAUCAGAUGAAGAGCAAGACACCAGUUAUAUACCUAUUGAAGAUGUUCUGGAAUUUAAAUCACGAAGAAAUAUUACUGAGAAGAGGCAAGAGCUAAGACAGAACUUAAGACAGAAAUUCGCUCAGUUAUGUGUUAACACACUGCAGCCAGUAAUGUUGAAACAAGACAAACAUCCCGCC